Messenger RNA from Daucus carota subsp. sativus, 895 nucleotides. RefSeq names its product large ribosomal subunit protein eL18y. Gene Ontology annotation, biological process: translation. Gene Ontology annotation, molecular function: structural constituent of ribosome; RNA binding. Gene Ontology annotation, cellular component: ribosome; cytosolic large ribosomal subunit. Bases 163 to 726 code for a protein of 187 amino acids. NCBI's taxonomy places the organism in Eukaryota, Viridiplantae, Streptophyta, Magnoliopsida, Apiales, Apiaceae. The transcript has 5 exons. The record is from RefSeq and is a predicted model, not a curated record.
AACCCUGACAGGCCCAUACACCUAAUAUUAGGGUCCAAGCUGAACCCGCAACCCCAAACCUAAUAAAACGGCUCAACUACAAAACCCUAACCCCCUUCUCCUUGCCCAUUUCACAAGUUGAAGCGGCGAGAGAGAGACAGAGGAGAGAGAUAAGCCGACGCCAUGGGUAUUGAUUUGAUAGCUGGAGGUAAGAGCAAGAGGACCAAGAGGACUGCUCCUAGAUCUGAUGAUAUCUACCUAAAGCUCAUUGUCAAGCUUUAUCGAUUUUUGGUGAGGAGGACUGGGAGCAAGUUCAAUGCUGUGAUAUUGAAGAGGCUCUUUAUGAGCAAAACCAACAAGCCUCCGAUGUCUUUGUCCCGGUUGAUUCGGUUCAUGACCGGAAAGGAGGACAAGAUUGCUGUUAUUGUUGGUACCAUCACUGAUGAUGUUCGGGUGCAUGAAAUUCCCUGCAUGAAAGUAACAGCUUUGAGGUUCACCGAAACUGCCAGAGCAAGAAUUGAGAAAGCAGGAGGUGAAUGCUUGACAUUUGACCAGCUCGCUCUUAGGGCCCCUCUUGGGCAGAACACGGUACUUCUUAGAGGCCCUAAGAAUUCCCGUGAAGCGGUUAAGCACUUUGGCAAGGCUCCUGGUGUGCCACACAGUCACAGCAAGCCAUAUGUUCGAUCAAAGGGAAGGAAAUUUGAAAAGGCCAGAGGAAAAAGAAACAGCAGGGGCUUUAGGGUUUGAUUUAUAUAUUGUGGGUCACAAACAGAUCAGAUUGUUCCGUCUAUCAGUGCAAUACUCUAUCCAGUCUACUUUAGCGUGUUCUUUUUGUUGUCUUCUGUUUUACAACUUAAUACUGUUUUGACUUGGAGUAGCAGUUUGUUAUUUGAAUCAUUCUUGACCUUGGAUUACA